Molecule: messenger RNA, 2430 nt
Organism: Striga asiatica
Lineage: Eukaryota; Viridiplantae; Streptophyta; Magnoliopsida; Lamiales; Orobanchaceae
Source: the annotation of a GenBank genome assembly
AUGUCGAGGUUUCAAGUUGGUGGUAAAGUGGUAGAUGCUGUUGAUUUAUUACGAAAGAGGCAUUGGGCAUGGCGGUUGGAUAUGUGGCCUUUCACGAUUCUCUAUGGAGUGUGGCUGUCAGCUGCGGUUCCUAGCCUGGAUUUUGGUGAUGCCUUGGUAGUUUUGGUUGGCAUCGUGGCAUUUCAUAUUCUUGUAUUUCUAUUCACUGUUUGGGCCGUGGACUUUAAAUGCUUCGUACAGUAUUCAAAGGUUAAAGAUAUUCACUCUGCGGAUGCAUGCAAAAUCACUCCAGCUAAAUUUUGUGGCUCCAAAGAAGUUGUGCCACUUCACUUUCGGAAGUUUGCAGCUUCUCCCACUUCGCAGGAGUUGGAAGAAAUCUACUUUGAUUUCAGGAAGCAACGAUUUAUUUACUCGAAUGAGAAAAAUACAUUUUUUAAGCUUCUUUAUCCGUCCAAGGAAACAAUUGGGUAUUAUCUCAAGAAUACUGGUUAUGGCACAGAAGCUAAAGUUCUAGCUGCCACUGAGAAAUGGGGAAGGAAUGUGUUUGAAUAUCCUCAACCCACAUUCCAAAGAUUGAUGAAAGAGCAAAUCAUGGAACCCUUUUUUGUAUUUCAGGUUUUCUGUGUGGGCCUCUGGUGUUUGGAUGAAUAUUGGUAUUACAGUCUGUUCACAUUAUUCAUGCUGUUCAUGUUUGAGUCAACAAUGGCAAAAAGCCGUUUGAAGACUCUAUCUGAGCUUAGACGUGUAAAAGUGGAUAGCCAGAUGUUGACGGUGUAUCGCUGUGGGAAGUGGGUUAAACUCUCUGGAACAGAACUUCUGCCUGGGGAUGUCGUGUCUAUUGGGCGUUCUACUGGUCUGGAUGGAGAAGACAAGUCUGUACCUGCUGACAUGCUUAUUUUAGCUGGAAGUGCUAUUGUGAAUGAGGCUAUUCUGACUGGCGAGUCCACACCACAAUGGAAGGUUUCAAUAACGGGUAGAGCAACUGAUGAGAAAUUAUCAGCUAAACGUGAUAAAGCACAUGUACUAUUUGGUGGUACGAAAAUAUUACAGCAUACUCCAGACAAGACUUUUCACCUGAAAGCUCCUGAUGGAGGCUGUGUAGCAGUUGUUUUGAGAACUGGAUUUGAAACAAGUCAAGGAAAGCUAAUGCGUACUAUAUUAUUCUCUACUGAGAGGGUUACUGCAAACAGCUGGGAAAGUGGUCUUUUUAUAUUAUUCUUAGUAAUAUUUGCUUUGAUCGCUGCUGGUUAUGUCCUUAAGAAGGGGCUUGAGGAUCCAACAAGGAGUAAAUACAAGCUUCUUCUGAGUUGUUCACUAAUUAUUACUUCUGUGAUCCCUCCCGAACUUCCAAUGGAACUGUCAAUUGCCGUUAAUACAUCAUUGAUUGCACUAGCACGGCGCGGGAUAUAUUGUACAGAACCAUUUAGAAUCCCAUUUGCUGGAAAGGUUGAUAUAUGCUGUUUUGAUAAGACAGGGACACUAACUUCUGAUGAUAUGGAAUUUUCUGGUGUUGGUGGUUUAACUGACGGGGAAGACCUUGAAACAGAAAUGUCUAAAGUGCCUGAUAGAACUUUGGAGAUUCUUGCUUCUUGUCAUGCCUUGGUCUUCGUGGAUAAUAAGCUGGUUGGUGAUCCUCUUGAGAAGGCUGCACUUAAAGGAAUUGAUUGGUCAUACAAAUCAGAUGAAAAGGCCAUGCCAAAAAAGGGAGGUAAUAAUACUGUCCAGAUCAUUCAAAGGCAUCACUUUGCUUCUCACUUAAAAAGAAUGGCAGUUGUUGUUCGCGGUGCACCAGAAACUAUUCAGGAAAGGCUAGUUGAUGUGCCUGCAUGGUAUGUUAGCACUUACAAGAAAUACACGCGUCAAGGAUCUCGUGUUUUGGCUUUGGCAUACAAGUCUCUACCGGACAUGACAGUUAGUGAAGCAAGAAGCAUGGAGCGGGACACUGUGGAAAGUGGUCUUAUUUUUGCUGGUUUCGCGGUUUUCAAUUGUCCUAUCAGAGGAGAUUCAGCUGCUGUCUUGUCUGAAUUAAAAGGAUCUUCGCAUGAUCUGGUAAUGAUUACCGGAGAUCAAGCACUGACAGCUUGUCAUGUAGCUAGCCAAGUUAACAUUAUCUCAAAACCCGCACUAAUUCUUGUCCGUGCCAAUAAUAAUAGUGGCUAUGAGUGGGUUUCUCCAGAUGAGACGAACACAAUUAGCUACAGUGAGAAUGAAGUUGAAGCUCUAUCCGAGUCUCACGAUCUUUGCAUCGGAGGAGACUGCAUGGAGAUGUUGCAGCAGACUUCUUCUACCCUCAAAGUCAUUCCAUAUGUUAAGGUAUUCGCACGUGUCGCCCCUGAGCAAAAGGAACUCAUCAUCACAACAUUUAGAUCAGUCGGAAGGGUGACUCUCAUGUGCGGUGAUGGAACCAACGAUGUCGGAGCCCUUAAGCAG